GGCGAGCGAGGGGAAGGGAGCCUGAUAAUGGCGGCCGGGAGCAGAGAGCGCCGCGGCGGCUCUGAGAUACCUUGACCUUGAAGAUGGUGAGUAGCCAGCCAAAGUACGAUCUAAUACGGGAGGUUGGUCAUGGCAGCUAUGGUGUGGUGUAUGAGGCAGUAGUGAGGAAAACCUCUGCCCGUGUUGCAGUGAAGAAGAUUCGGUGCCAUGCUCCAGAGAAUGUAGAACUAGCCCUGCGUGAGUUUUGGGCACUUAGCAGCAUCAAGAGUCAACAUCCAAAUGUUAUCCAUCUGGAGGAAUGCAUCUUGCAAAAAGACGGUAUGGUGCAAAAGAUGUCCCAUGGUUCCAACUCCUCACUUUAUUUACAGCUUGUGGAGACGUCUUUGAAAGGUGAAAUUGCCUUUGAUCCCAGAAGCGCCUACUACCUUUGGUUUGUGAUGGAUUUCUGUGACGGCGGCGAUAUGAACGAAUACCUCCUAUCCCGAAAGCCAAACCGGAAGACCAAUACCAGCUUUAUGCUUCAGCUUAGCAGUGCCCUGGCUUUCCUGCACAAAAACCAGAUAAUCCACCGUGACCUCAAACCUGACAACAUCUUGAUUUCCCAGAGCAGGACGGAUGCUAGUGACUUAGAACCUACUUUGAAAGUAGCAGAUUUUGGACUAAGCAAGGUUUGCUCUGCUUCAGGACAAAACCCUGAAGAACCCGUGAACGUCAACAAGUGUUUUCUUUCUACAGCGUGUGGCACAGACUUCUAUAUGGCCCCUGAAGUUUGGGAAGGCCAUUAUACAGCGAAAGCAGAUAUCUUUGCCUUGGGGAUUAUAAUUUGGGCAAUGUUGGAAAGGAUCACUUUCAUAGACACGGAGACAAAGAAAGAGCUGCUGGGAAGCUAUGUCAGGCAAGGGACCGAGAUUGUGCCUGUCGGAGAAGCGUUGCUAGAAAAUCCGAAAAUGGAACUGCACAUUCCUGUUAAAAAAAAGACAAUGAAUGCUCGCAUGAAACAGCUCAUUAAGGAAAUGCUUGCUGCUAACCCACAAGACCGCCCAGAUGCUUUUGAAUUAGAACUCCGGUUAGUCAAAAUUGCUUUUAAAGACAGCAGUUGGGACACGUGACCUCCAAUGUACUUUUCCCUGUCGUGACAGAGUUAUGUCUGUAACAAUGGUGCAGCAAUUUGUGGAGGUAAAAACCAGACUGAGACAAAUGUAACAUGUCAGGGUUUCAUGUUUAUCUUUUCCCAUCGCAUUUCUCUUGAGUUUUGUAAACUAAGCUUAAGGUAGCCAUUCUGGUUUCAUUACCCACGUAUGUAUUAUUUCUAAGCCACUGCCAUUGUAAUAUCCACCUGGCCAGGAAAUGUGGCAGGUUAAGUGGCUGCUUUCGAGGAGUACCUUAUGGAAUAUUUUGUACAUUCCAGUUUCCUGCUGCAAGUUUGGAAUGCCCACAGAAGAAAAGAUUUGUAUGCUGGCAAUGCAAAUCAUUCAGCUUUGUAGAACAAAUGUGUAUAUAUUUAUGUCGCUAUGGGUGACUUGACUCCCUCCAUUUUCCAUAUGGUCAAAAUAUGCCCAUUAUUUAUCUUGUCUCGUAUAGAAUUUGGGUGACCGUCGCUCAUCCAUGAACCCCUAGUAUAUUACCAGUGUGUCAUUUCAUCUAAAGAGGAAAAAACAUGGUGGCAUAAAAUGUGGCAAACAAAGGAGAUUCAAAUAUUCCUGCUUCUUGGCAGGGGGUUGGACUGAGUGGCCCAAGAGGUCUCUUCCAACUCUUUGAUUCUAUGAAAGGGAACCUCUGAUUCAAAUUUUGGGCUCCUGUGGAGAGAAUCUCUUAGGCUGGAAGGCUACAGUAUGAUGGCAUAUUCCAGUUGUUGAAUGCCAGAACCUUGGUUAGGUCAUUAUCCUUUUGGCUUUGUUUUUCUAGGCAGUGGAGCAGCUCUUUGUUAGACCAUAAUCUCUAAAUAUCCCUCUUUCUUCUAUUUGAGAUACAGCAUUAUUUAAUUCAGAGUACUUACUUGAUGACUUAAAAAAUAAAUGUAAAUCAUAGUAAAGAAAUCUCAGUGUUCUGUGGAAACCUUUGCAAGUAUGCCUCAUUUUAUUUGUUGUCCUGGCAUAGAGGCUAGUUGUGUUAACUGUUGCCCUUCCUUUUAGUAGAUGUUAUUUCGGUUGCUUGGUAGUAGUGGUCUUUAUGACAGAAUACUUGUUUCAUUUCCAUUGGAAAAGAAAUAGAUUCUGAAACCUUUAUGUAUCAUUGAAUUCCCCAGAUUCUUUACUGAUAAAAUAUUGCCAAUUUAGGUGGGUGAGUGUUUCUGCACAAAAUAAUUGCACUUGUUGUUCUGCGCUGAGUUCCCCCCCCCCCCUUAAAUUAUUGACAAUACAUACAGAACACACAAUUCUGCCGCCCCAAGCACAAAGAGCAGGGUAUGGAGGUGAUAUGGUCCGUGUGUCCUUUUCUCAUCCAUCGUGGCAUUUUUGUGCUCCUGCUAGUAUGUUUUCCCCCUGAAGCUAUUACUCUUUCCUGGCUUCUGCUCUGAAGUACUAAGAAGCCUUCCCCUCCUCCAGGUUCCUGGUGCGAAUUUUGCACCUUGCUCUCUGUGUCUGGGAUAAAAGGAGUUGCACUUUUCAGUUUGUUUCUGCUUGGCUGCAGACAGGAGCAAAACUCUGAUUCAGGAGUAAAUAGGGAACUCCUGUAGCGGAAGACAAAACAAUGUGUGUGUUCAUUUGUUGUUGAAAAUGGAUUCAAUGUUUAGGUUAAAAUAGUUCUGAUGCUAUCAGCCACAGCCUUCAUAACAGAAGGUGAACUGACCUUUGUUUUCUCAUCAAGUGCACUGGAACUGAACAUACACUGUCAUCCUUAUAUGAUUACAAUGAGAAAAUGUGUUGGUUUUAUUUCUAAUAGAAAUACCCAUGUUGAAGAAGAUGCCUUUCAAGUGACUUAAAAAAGAAUCACAUAUCCCUUUGCUCACUAUAUAGUUAUACAGAGCAACCCAUUAUCUUUUGACCCAACAGCAAAUCUUAGGCGAUCUGUCGGACCUACUUCCAGAUCUCCAAGGGUUGCAAAGUGAACCAUUUAUAAGACCUUCAGGAAACAUUUAGAUUUAAAGCCUUUUUGAAGAUUUAAUGAAAUCUGACUAACAACCUAUAGUUUCACAAAGGGGAAUGUCAACUGCUAUCAAUUGGCAUGUCUCUGGCUGGCUUCCCAGUGUCAUGCCCGUCCUUUGACAGCAAAAGUAAGGCUAGGUAAAUAUGCUCCUUACUCUUUAAAGCACCAGUGUGCCUUUAGAGACAAGAUUAUGUAGUGAGUAGAAAGGCAGUUGUAAAGGAUAUCCUGGCAUUCAGCAGUUUCCGUAAUAUGCAUGUCAAACAAAAGCAUAUGAGCUGUAAGAGAUUGGCAGUCAUUGAUGAUUCAAAAAAACCUAUCUAAUCGGAUUACUGUGUGCUAUUUCUUGCAAUUUGCAGAUCCAUUCAGAUUCUUCUUACAUAAUAGUGCAAAAACUUGGAGUAUUUAAAUACAUAUUUAUUGCACAGUAAAAUUCUUAAUGCCAAAAGUGCACUGGUUUCUUGGUUUUUAAAGUCGGGGAGGCUUCCCCAGGUCACCUCCCUUCAUGGUGCUUUGCCUUUUGGCAUUGAAUGCUAACUUAAUGAUUCCAUUCCUUCACCAUUGAAUAACUGUCUCUGAGAUCUGUGUGUGUGCGUGUGAUUUUUGUUGUUGCUUAGGGUUUUUUUGGGGUUUCUGUAAAAUCUCUGAAAUCAACACUUAUUGUAGCAGCUACAAAACAAUCCACCAGCGUAACGAAAGUUGCGAUGCUCAUCAGCACUUCGGAAAGCAAACUUUCAAAGUUUUUCCUUACAAAUUGUAAACUCUAUUUUGUGAAGAAUUUAUUAAAAGGGGGGGGGGUGGUUGUGUAAUUUAUUAAGUUCAUGCCUUUUUAGAAAAGAAUAAAGUCUGAAUUGAAAGAAA
Molecule: messenger RNA, 3942 nt
Organism: Anolis sagrei ordinatus
Lineage: Eukaryota; Metazoa; Chordata; Lepidosauria; Squamata; Anolidae
Gene: PDIK1L
Product: PDLIM1 interacting kinase 1 like
Biological process (GO): protein phosphorylation
Cellular component (GO): cytoplasm; nucleus
Molecular function (GO): ATP binding; protein kinase activity
Source: RefSeq, a predicted model, not a curated record